AUGGCAAGAAGUGACAAAAAAAAUCGAACUUGUGAACGAUGUGGAAAAGAGUGUGCAAAUCCUAAUAAACUUCGUGAGCACUUAAAUAGAAAGUUUAAAUGCAAGCCAAUACCUAUUCAAACCCUCACCCCACAGAUCAAAAACCAAGGGGGUGCUCCAGUAGUCCAUGCUCGAGGAAAGGAUCGAAGAAGAGAGAAACCUGAGCCUAUUCAAGCACCCAUUCCACAAGACAAAAAUCAAGAGAAUGAUCCUGAAGCUGACCCCGGCCCAUCAACCCAAGCAUAUGCUUUAGCACCUCCGGCUAGAGAAGGACAGGUGGAAUCCAGCGAGGUCUCUUCAAGAGGUAAGUAUAUUGAUAGGCAUGCAAGAAAGCCUAGAGAGCAUUUAAAAACAUGGGGUGCUAGAUUGCGUCAAAGAUGGGUUGAUGUUACUGGUGAAGAAUGUGUUAUGCCACUAAACUUAAAAGAAUGUCAGCGUCUACAUCAUGCUCUAUUACAAGCUGAUGAUGUGGCUUUCGAGGAAAUUAUUCCUAAAGAGGGAGAACAUAGUGAGGAUGAGCAACAAGACGCUCAAGAGCAAGACACAAUCGCAAAGAAGUCUGAUCACAAUAUAGAUACUUUUGUCAAAGAUGUAGCAGACUAUAGUUUUCUAAAAGAGUUAGGCAUGAUAGAAGAAACAGAAACGGAAGAACUUGCGGGAUACUUUGAAGGUAUGAAGAAAAUAGCUAGUAUAGAAGAUCACGCACCAGAAGGAGACAUUCAUUUUGAAGAAGGUCCGGUUGGAAGAGAUCUAGAAAGACCACAUCAAAACCGGUCUUUAAUGAGCAAAUGGGAAGCUAAAGUACCUAGAAGGUCAAACCCUGCAUAUGCUUUCAAUGAUAUGGUAGAAGGAGCAAAGAAAUAUAAGGAAAUUCCAUAUAUGCCUAAGUUAAUAGCUUCGGCUAGACAAGAAAUGACAAGAGUGUUUCAAACAGAGUUUAAAAGGAAAGAACAAAUCAAGUCAGCAAUAGCUGUAAAAUGUAUAUAUUAUAGGAAAGAAAAAAAGGAUAGAACUGAUAAUAAGGCACCCAGAAUCAUCAGAAUAGCAGAAAAAUGGCAUAGAGGAGAAAUGCGAGCUCUUCUCUCAGAAAACUACAUAGAUGAACAUUUAACUAGCUCUAGUGGGGAAAUAGAUAAUAAAAUAGAAGAAUACUUAGAAAAUGGGUCUAACUGGAUUUUAGUACGAAUUGAUAUGGUUUAUAUUGAGGCAUAUAAUUUAAAACGAGCCACUGGAGGAUCUUUCAUAUCUACUCCAAAAAAGUUAGCCAAUACCAAGUGUACCAUUAAUCCAGAUAAUCAACUUUGCUGA
Molecule: messenger RNA, 1347 nt
Organism: Rhizophagus irregularis DAOM 181602=DAOM 197198
Lineage: Eukaryota; Fungi; Glomeromycota; Glomeromycetes; Glomerales; Glomeraceae
Source: RefSeq, a predicted model, not a curated record